CCUGGGGUUGCGCAUUGGGUUGAUGGCAUUGCUUGAACGACCCGACAGCUUGGCCGUCAAUAACUCUGGAAGCUCACAUGCACCAAGUUUCGUUUCCGGUCUCCCAAAUGCAGCUUUUCAUCUUCUGUGCGCUUUACACUUUGCCAAAAUGCAGCUCUGGGUGCUACGCCCCGUUUCGAGGUCUCAUUGAUGUUAGGCCACACCGCUCGCCGCACAAUCGAUGACGAACGUGCCCUUGAUGACCUGACCAGGGCUUGCAUCGCACGGCCGUGUUGGCUGCCGGAUCAGGACGCAGCACUCGGUUCAUGACAUCUUCAAAUGCUCCUUUCUCGGUGUGUGGAAGCCGGGGAAAGAGGGGCUGGGGGCUGACUACCCCACAAAGUUGGCUGAAUGCGGUAGCUCCCUGCGAUGGACAGGGACAGAGCAAUUGAGCAGCACAUGCAGGAGCCGAGCCCCGGGCCUUGCGCCGCUUGACGAGCGAAGCUCCCAUUGCGCAAUAAUAACCGCAACUCCCAACGUCCGCUGCCACCGCUCCGCUUUCCUUCCUCCCACAGCAAUUCCUGCUGCCCUGCGCUAGCACCUGCCUGACUUACACACUCGCGAGUUCCUUUCCACAAGCUCCGCGAACUGUGCGACCUCGAAGCGAAAGUCGCGGGCCCUGAUCGGAAAGCUCCUCCUCCUCCAGAGCCCCUUCCUGCCUCGCUAUCCGCGCUCUGACUGGGCCUAGAGCCGAGCCGUCACCAUGUUUAGUGUCCUUCCACCUCCCCCUCGAUACCCUACCCAGGCUGCCUACAACGCAGCCAUGGCAGCGGGAGGGCACAUCGCGCCCAUGAUCGAGACAAACAAUAUCCUGUCGAACCCCUCGGGGCCCGAGUUCCAGUUUCUCGUCGGAGAGGGUCUAUACGUCCUCAAGGAGGACCUGCACUUGGCAACGCCCCCGCCCCAUCCAUCCGAGGCACCUCCCGUGAACCUCAACCCCCUGGCCACCACUCCCCAGCCCGCCACCUCCGGCAGCAAGGUGUCGCUUCUCAAUCUUGAUGAUCGCUCUACACCGCCGGCGUUGAACAAGAUGCUGGCCGCCAUGUCCGUGACGAGCCUUCAGGUGGGUGGCGCCGGACAGACGGGCAUGCCAGACAAACCUCGUGAGAGCGAGUCCUCCACGGACGCGGGCAUGAGCACCGAGGACAGGGCAACUUCUAGCGAGCUGGCGUCUUCUGCGCCAGCUUUCGGCCAAGGGAACACGCUCCUCACACAAGUUCCCACCAAGGAUGCCAGUAAGAGGAAGAAGCCCAAGAAUAACAUUACUAAGAGCAACUCUUCUUUCAUCUCCCGGGUCAUAAUCCAUGAGAACCUCUCCAAGAGACUGGCGGAGCGCCCAGGCGACGGUAUGUUUGCUUUUGCGAACAUCAACCGUGCCUUUCAGUGGCUAGACCUAUCCUCACCGACCAAGGCCGACUACUUGACUAAGAUUCUGUUCACCAAAGCCCACUGUCUGUGCCACGACGUCAACAAGGUCACUCGGAGCACCACACAUAUCGACGUGGUCAUGGGCUUCUCUACUGGAGAGGUCAUCUGGUGGGAGCCGGUGUCCCAGAGAUAUACGAGGCUCAACAAGAAUGGGAUAAUCAACGGAACCCCUGUGUCGGAGAUCCGGUGGAUCCCUGGAUCGGAGAACCUGUUCAUGGCGGCUCACAUGGAUGGCUCGCUCGUGGUGUACGACAAGGAAAAGGAGGAUGCAAACUUUUCCCCAGAAGAGGAGGAGAAUGGCGCCUCCAAGGAGAAUGGCGAGCCAGACGCAACUGCUCCGUCCGGCACCAAGGCUCGGAUAAACUUCCGCCAGCAGAUCCAGGUUGUCAAAUCUGUCUCCUCCAAAAACCAGAAGUUCAAUCCAGUCUCUGUCUGGAAGCUCUCCAACCAGCGCGCGAACGCCUUCUCUUUCUCUCCUGACAAUAGGCACCUUGCCGUUGUCUCAGAGGACGGCUCCCUUCGCAUCAUCGACUACCUGAAGGAACAGCUACUCGAUCUGUUCCUUUCAUACUACGGUGGACUUAGCUGCGUAUGCUGGUCCCCUGACGGCAAGUACGUGCUCACGGGAGGGCAGGACGACCUCAUUUCGAUCUGGUGCCCCGCAGAGUCAGCCCUCAUAGCUCGAUGCCAGGGACAUCAGUCAUGGGUGACCUCGGUUGCCUUCGACCCCUGGAGGUGCGAUACCAAAAACUACCGAUUUGGCAGCGUUGGCGAAGACUGCCGGCUGUGCCUUUGGGACUUCAAUGUCGGAAUGCUCCAUAGACCCAAGGCUGCCGCUUCUAUCCAGAGAGGCGCGGCUGCCACGUCGCCACUGCAGCGUGCCGACACACAGAACACCACAUCGACCGCCUCUGAGCCGGCGGAAAAGGUGCUGCCCCAUCCAGUCGUGCCUCGGGCCAAGACAGCGAUGCUACCUCCAGUUUGCUCCAAGAGCAUCGACAAAGACCCGCUCUGCUGGCUUGAGUUUACCGAAGAGUCCAUUAUGACUAGCUGUAAGAACGGUCAUAUUCGAACUUGGAGUCGUCCGACGGAUGCAGCCCACGCAAGGACAGCCAGAGCUAGUGAGGUGCCUAGAGCUCAUGCAGGUCAUUGUAUGCAUCCUUAAUGUACUACUUAAUCGGCUCCCUCGUUCUUUCAGUACCGACUAUGAAAGCCAGCCACGUCGCAGGUGCACAGUAAUACCGCCGAGAGAAAUUAAAGAUACGAGUUACGGCUGCA
This is a messenger RNA of Gaeumannomyces tritici R3-111a-1, 2745 nucleotides long. RefSeq names its product catabolite repression protein creC. The coding region runs from base 743 to 2632 and encodes 629 amino acids. Gene Ontology annotation, molecular function: protein binding. Gene Ontology annotation, cellular component: cell division site; nucleus; cell tip. NCBI's taxonomy places the organism in Eukaryota, Fungi, Ascomycota, Sordariomycetes, Magnaporthales, Magnaporthaceae. Gene Ontology annotation, biological process: carbon catabolite repression of transcription. The record is from RefSeq and is a predicted model, not a curated record. The transcript has 9 exons.